AGAAACUCCCCAUAUCUCUCCCUACUCAUCGGAGGAAGAAAUCGAAAGACCAAACCGUAACCAACCCUCGGAUUCGAAUUCUUGGGUUUGAUAGUUUGUUCCAUCGGAUCUCUAAUGGCGGAAGUGAGGAGAGGAGAGUGGCCGCUGAGGAGAUGAGGUGCAAGCGCCAUCCCUACGAGAACGGCGUGGGCGUCUGUGCCCCCUGCCUCCGCGAGCGUCUCCUCGCCCUCCUCGCCGACCAGCCUGACGACCAGCGGGACCACCCCCGGAACCCGGAGCUCCCAUCCCCGCCGCCUCCCCUCCAAUGCCCCCGGUCCGUCUCCCCUUACAUCUCCCACCGCCGAUCCGCCGAUCCCGCUGCCCCUGCCCCUUGCCGCCUCUCUCGCCUCUUCUACAGCACUCCUCAGAUUGGCCCCGCGGCCGCCUGCAGCGGUGCGUGCCGUAAGAGGGGCUCCGGGAAGUCCUCUCUUCUAGCGUCCCUCUUUGGGCACUCCAGAUCCGAGAAAGCCGAUCAUGAUCAUGGGUUCUCGGAGGCGCCCUGGUCGAGUUCUUGGCUCUCGGUUCUCCUCCACGGCCACCGGAAGAAAAAGAACUCGAGGCUGUUCGCGGCGGAGGAGGAGGCCGCGAGGAGGUCGUGCCGGGGGAGGGACCGGGGACUCUCGCCGGAAACGGAUUGCUCCGCAUCGGGAGACGAGCGCGCCGUGGAGUCGCCGGGAUGGUGGUGGAGACCGACUCCUUCUCCGAUGCGGCGGCCGGCGGCGGCGGCGCACCACCACCACCACCGCGUGGGUGGGCUCGCGGGCUUCGCCAUCUGUCUCAGCCCGCUGGUGAGGGCUAGCCCCAGCCACCGUAGGAGCCAGACGGCGGCGGAGGUGGGGUUUUCCGACGAUCUCCGAAGCACGCCAAAUCGACGCCACCGUCGCCACGUGUCCGGCCUGGCCACCUCGCUCGGCCCGAACCAGUCGAGGAAGCUUGCGGACUUCGGUAGGUUCCGAUGACGCUUUUGCCCCGGCCUUUCCUCGCUUUUUACCACGUCUGCCCUUUUUAUUUUUGGGAAAAAGGCCAUAUUUUAUUUCUAUUGGAUUUGAAUUAAAUUGUCUCUGUAUAGAAAGAAAGUUAAUGGUGUACUAAAUGCAAUUUAUUAUAUUUUCA
Elaeis guineensis (African oil palm) is the source of this 1152-nucleotide messenger RNA. The record is from RefSeq and is a predicted model, not a curated record. NCBI's taxonomy places the organism in Eukaryota, Viridiplantae, Streptophyta, Magnoliopsida, Arecales, Arecaceae.